AUGACCUCUGCCCCCCCUUCCUUUGACGACCCCGCUGCGCUCGUCGCUCUGCUUAAGCAGUGGCACGCUCCUGAUGCGCUGCUGGACGCGCUGACGCUUAAAGGUUUCAAGUCCCUGGCCAGCAUUGCGUAUGCCAUCCCAAAGGAUGGGUCCCCGGAUGACUUUGUCCGGAAACUCUGGCCGCCGGCGGAUGGAUCUUCCGAAGCCAUUGUCUCUCCUGCUGCUGCUUUUGCACGUCGCCUGGUCGUGCAAACCCAAGCGGUUGCCCACCCUCCUGCAUCCCCGGCACCCAUCCCUGGCCCCAGCCUUCCUUCGGCUCCUGCGGCCAAAAUCUCUGCCGCCGCAGCUGAGACCAUGCGAGAAAAGUUCAUCACCGAUUACCCGGGGGAACUCCUGUCCCCGGCUAACACUCCCAGCAUCGAAUUUCUGAACCGUCUCCGGUCCGAACUUGAUGCCCCAACGUCGCUCUGGAUUCCGUGGCGCUUGAGGACAUCUGAGUCGGAUCUGCAGCAUUUCUACGAAUCCCGCCGGCCCCGUUCGGAUGCACAGCUGUUGCGGGGCUUGCUUGAGGGUGUUCCGGACCCUGUGGUGGCCCAAUCCUCCGCUCCCACCUCCGGCCCGGUCGAACCUACGUUGCGCCGCCAUCUGGGCCUCUUGAUUACAGCUCUUGCCUUCCUGGGUGACCUUCACCUCCGUGCCGGGAAAAUGCUUCUUGAAGCAUUUGUGGCCGCUGUCGUGGAGCAGCCCAUCGACACUACCCUCCGUCCUCCUUCUAUGCAGGAGGUUAUUGCUGCCGAACGCACCGUGUGGUCUAACGUUGCCACCCUGAUGCGCGAUGAGAAGUGGAGCCUCCCGGACUCGGUCACCGAGAUUACUGUUACGCGGCAUAUGCUCCCGAACAUUCUUGUGGCCCGGCCGCGCAGCAUUCCGGCCACCGGGAAGAAGCCCAUUUCCGAGCUAUGGGACGAUUCAUGGCACUCCGUCGAUGAGUCCGGAAAAGAGAUAUGUAUUGCCAUCUUAGAAAACCCGGCCUCCAGCUUACUCUGGCUUGUCCCGGGCUGCCGAUCCUGGAUCCGCCACCACUGCAUGCAUUCGGUUGAAGUUGCCGCUUGCAGCCACGCCUUGGACUACCGCAAAAGCUGGCUUUUUGUGUCCAACUUUUCGGAUCUGAGCUCUCUCGCGUCUGUGUGCCAACAUCCUCCCGGCUCUCAUGCGAUGACGUCCGGACGCCGGACUGCCUCCGGUGCUUUCCUCACACGGGAUACCGCCUGUUAUCCCUCGUCACUGUGCUCUGCGCUUGCUGACCUUUUCAAGCCGUUGCUCUCGUCACACACCGGCGAGAUCCCUUUUCGUUCCUGGCAUUCGCUUCUUCCUGCUACACUUUUCUGGCCCAUUCCGGCGAAUCGUGUGGAAGAUGGUGCCGGCACUUGUUCAUCUGCCUCUUGGUCUGUUCCCAGAGGUGCUGAUUGCUUCGGCUCCCUCCGGAAAGCCUGGUGUGCCCGCAUUCUUUCAGGGGACUUCCUGUCCAAGUUCCAGGCCAAGUUGUCCUCCGGAUCCAAGGCCCCUCCGCUGUCGGACCCAGAAUUGGCCCCGUUCCUCGAGGACCUUCGAUCCUUCCUUCGGCUGUCCGCCCCGGACUUUAACACGCUUUUGUCCAUCCCGCCGGGACAACCUUUCCGCCUCUUUCUAUUGGAAGCGCUGUUGUCUGUUUUCAAAGAUCCGGACACCUCCUUUGUGGACUUGCUCACUGAGGGCGUCCCCCUGGGCGUUGAUUCCGAGAUGCCUUCCUGUCCGACCCUAUUUCCCCCGGCCGGACAGUCCGCUCCCACUAUGGACUUGACACAUUGCUCCUCUUCUUGGGGCUCCGCUUUGUCGGAUCAAGCAUCCGUGGAUAGCCUUCUCUCCGAAGAGAUUUCAGAAGGGUGGGUGCGUGAAGUUCCCGGUGGACUGGACGAGCUUACAGCCCGUUACCAGCAGACUGCUGUUGGGAAGCUGGGCUUGGUCAAAUCCCCCGGCCGGCCGGAUCGACUGGUCGUCGAUAGCAGUGUUUCCGGUGUGACCGAACACACCUCACUUCCCAACAAGUCCGCAAAUCCGUCCAUCUCCGGUCUUCGCCAGUGCCUUCCGCCGGAGCACGCCAUAGAAUGGCUCAUCGCGUUAAUUUUGGACGUCAGCAAAGCCCACCGCCGGAUCAAAAUCCGUGACUCCGACCGUGGCCUUUUGUGUUUCUUUCACCGGAACCGGCUGUACCAAUGCUUAACGCUUAACUUUGGCGCACGCCCCUCCGGCUUCUACUGGUCCCGGAUGGCCGGCUUGCUGACCCGUCUACUUCACCGCCUGGUCUUUGUCAAGCAUUGCCUGCUGAUAUAUGUUGACGAUUUGAUUGCUCUGCUUUCCGGCCCGUCCGGCCCGGUGUGGGCAGCACUGAUGUGCAUCAUGUUGCUCAUUCUCCGCGUUCCGAUGAGCUGGCAUAAGGCCUACUUGGGCCCCCGGCCGACGUGGAUUGGCUGGUCUAUCUGCCUCCACUCCCUUUCUGCCACCAUGGAAGCUCCUAAGCUUGACCGGCUGCGGGACCUCCUGGCCAAAAUCCGGGGGUCAGAUUCUGUCCCGCUCCAUCUUCUCCGCAAGCUCACCGGCAAGCUCCUGUGGGUCUGCUCCCUGUUUCGGCCUUUCCGUCCCAGUUUGGCUCCCCUGUAUUCCGACCAGGGCAAGCCUCCUGUCGUACAUGUUGCUCUGAGUCCGGCGAAAUGGGCUUCGUUCCGCUCCAAGCUUGACUCACACCUUGUUCUGCAGUCUGACGUGGGUCUCGCAUCCUGUCCGAAGUUAUGCACACUGAUUUCGGUAUCGGGUCGUGAGGUAUCCUCACUUUCCCAGGUCCCGGUGUCCUUUCCUGGCGAACGCCGCACCUGGAUUUCCGUGCGUAUGCCACCUGAAUCCGACCGGAAGCUUUCCAAGGAAUCCUUGGCGGUGCUGGACAUGUGGCACGCUUGCCUCGCCGAUGCUGCCCCUACGUUCCCGCUGCCCCUGGCUCGUGAAUUCCCCUGCCAGGCUUUCGCGGACGCCUGCGCCGAUGCACAGCAUGCCGGCAUCGGUGGUUUCGUCACGCUUCCUUCCGGCAAGACUGCCUGGUUUCAACACCGGUUUUCCGCUUCGGAGCUCGCUGCCUUAUUCCCCUGGUUCCCGGUUGGCACUUCUCCGCAAGCCUGCAUUGCUGCUUGGGAACUUCUCGGACAGAUCGCUCUCCUUUGGGUGAUUGGUCUCUUGAUUCCGGUUUCCCUUCACCCCAUCCACGUUGUCACCCGCUGUGACAAUUCCCCUUCCGACUCUGCUUCGUGGAAAGGACUCUCCACUGCCCGGGGAAUUUGUUCCCUCCUUCCGGCCUAUUUUGCCUGGCAGCGCGCAUUCUGCAUAUCUACUUAUAUUGACCAUGUUCCGGGUUUCCAGAACACUGUUGCCGAUGGUCUUAGCCGAGGUGCUGACCCGGCCACCUUUGGACUCCGACCUUGUGACCGGGUGGAUAUUCCGUGGGCUCUCAUCUCUCGGCCUCCUCGGCCUUCAUACCAUCCGCCGAGUGCCCUGAACCUGUCCCUUUUUCCGGCUAUGGACUUCUAA
This is a messenger RNA of Symbiodinium sp. CCMP2592, 3612 nucleotides long. Lineage: Eukaryota; Dinophyceae; Suessiales; Symbiodiniaceae. The record is from the annotation of a GenBank genome assembly.